Pimephales promelas (fathead minnow) is the source of this 8897-nucleotide messenger RNA. RefSeq names its product acetyl-CoA carboxylase beta (gene acacb). Gene Ontology annotation, molecular function: acetyl-CoA carboxylase activity; ATP binding; metal ion binding. The record is from RefSeq and is a predicted model, not a curated record. Gene Ontology annotation, biological process: fatty acid biosynthetic process. Lineage: Eukaryota; Metazoa; Chordata; Actinopteri; Cypriniformes; Leuciscidae. Gene Ontology annotation, cellular component: mitochondrion.
UCAUGAGAUGACGACACACGCACCAAGAUGGACGAAUAAGAGCGUCAAAACCAUGGUCAAAACAAACAACCAUGUAUAAGGUAUGGGAAAAGCAAACAUUUAGUAGUAAAACAAUUCGACUACAAGUGGUGAUGUUGAGGAGGAAUGAGCCAGUGAUCAAUAUCCCACACACAGUGUCCACUCUGAUAAAUGGCAGUGUGCUGGUUGACUGUCUGCUGGCCAGUUGUAAAGAGAAGAGCAUUGAGUACAUGUGUACGCAUUCCAGUACCAGAGAAGGCCCGGACACUGACUGACUGACUGUCUGCUUCAAAGUUAAAGACUUACAAAACUCAAGACAAAAAUAAAAGUGACCAUCAUCUCAACCUACAAGUACGGUCAAAGUAUAUAUAUUCAACCACUAUAAUGGGCUAUCAGCUCUUACUCUUAUCGUCCAUUUGAGUGCAUCAUCGAAGUCCACGGGCUAAGAGAGAUGCCAUCACAAACACCUACCAUGGACUGUUCAAGGGAACAGUCUACUCCCAUUGACCCUAAAUCAGCAAGCACCUCAACAGGAAAUAAGGAAAUUCCUGCGUCAACUACCAGUGAUCACACUGACCAGUUUGAAGUCACAGAAGAAGCUGUUUCCAACACUUUAACCAUGAAAAGCAGUACUAAAUCCAAUAAGCCCAGGUUUGGUGACAGUGGUCAGGCUAAAGAGAGACUGAAGUUUAUUCUAGGAGCGUCUGAGGAUAAUUCCUCUGAUGAUGAGCCUUUGGUUCUGGGCCAAGCCACCAAAGUUCAGCCCGGAAGCACAGAGACGCCUAACCCAGUACCCACUAUGCCAUCAGAAGUGCCGUCACCCCCGAAUCCAUCAACCUGUUUGAGGCCUAGCAUGUCAGGCCCCCAUCUGCUAAAAAAGGGCAAAGAACACAGGAAGAUGGACGUGCAUAGAGAUUUCACUGUUGCCUCCCCAGCUGAGUUUGUCACCCGCUUUGGAGGAAAUCGCGUUAUAGACAAGGUGCUGAUUGCUAAUAAUGGCAUUGCUGCAGUUAAAUGCAUGCGUUCGAUUCGACGCUGGUCCUAUGAAAUGUUCCGUAAUGAGAGAACCAUUCGCUUUGUGGUGAUGGUCACACCUGAAGACUUGAAAGCCAAUGCAGAAUACAUUAAAAUGGCUGAUCACUAUGUGCCAGUCCCUGGGGGCCCAAAUAACAACAACUAUGCCAAUGUUGAGAUGAUCGUGGAUAUUGCCAAAAGGAUUCCAGUGCAGGCCGUUUGGGCUGGAUGGGGCCAUGCUUCUGAGAACCCCAAACUUCCAGAGCUCCUCCAUAAAUCAGGGAUAUGUUUUCUAGGGCCUUCCAGUAAAGCCAUGUGGGCAUUAGGAGAUAAAGUGGCAUCUUCCAUCGUAGCUCAGAGUGCAGACAUUCCCACACUGCCCUGGAGUGGGACAGGUCUGAGGGUGGACUGGGAUGAAGAAGAACAGAGACAUGGUUGUGUGAUCAGUGUUCCUCAUGAACUUUAUGUGCAGGGUUGUGUUAAAGACGUGGACGAGGGACUAGCGAGUGCAGAAAACGUUGGCUACCCUGUGGUAAUCAAAGCAUCAGAGGGAGGCGGAGGGAAAGGUAUCCGAAAAGUGGAAAGUUCCGAAGACUUUCCCAGCUUUUUCAGACAGGUGCAAACAGAAGUGCCAGGUUCACCCAUUUUCAUUAUGCAACUAGCCGAGCAUGCACGCCACCUGGAGGUGCAGAUCCUGGCCGACCAGUAUGGUAAUGCCAUCUCUCUGUUCGGCAGAGACUGCUCCAUUCAGCGCCGCCACCAGAAGAUCAUAGAAGAAGCUCCUGCUACCAUUGCCUCCACCAGCACUUUUGAGCAAAUGGAGCGGUAUGCAGUGCGUCUGGCUAAAAUGGUGGGCUAUGUGAGUGCUGGUACGGUAGAGUAUCUGUUUUCCGAGGAUGGAAGUUUCCACUUUCUGGAGCUGAAUCCACGGCUACAGGUGGAACACCCCUGCACUGAGAUGAUUGCUGACGUCAACCUUCCUGCUGCACAGCUACAGAUAGCGAUGGGGAUCCCUCUUUACAGAAUUAAAGAUAUCCGUGUGCUGUUUGGUGAAGGUCCGUGGGGAGACACACCUAUUAACUUUGAAUCUCCAGAAUGCAUCCCCUGUCCACGGGGACAUGUCAUAGCUGCACGCAUCACCAGUGAGAAUCCAGACGAAGGUUUUAAACCAAGUUCAGGCACCGUUCAGGAGCUGAACUUCCGCAGCAGUAAGAACGUGUGGGGCUACUUCAGUGUGGGAGCAACCGGAGGUUUACAUGAGUUUGCAGACUCUCAGUUUGGACAUUGUUUCUCCUGGGGCGAGAACCGAGAAGAGGCCAUCUCGAACAUGGUGGUAGCCAUGAAGGAGCUCUCAAUCAGAGGAGAUUUCAGGACCACAGUGGAAUACCUCAUUAAACUACUGGAGACGGAGAGUUUCAGGAACAAUGACAUUGAUACUGCUUGGCUGGACCACCUAAUUGCAGAAAAAGUACAGGCGGAGAGGCCAGACACCAUUUUAGGUGUGGUAUGCGGUGCUCUACAUGUUGCUGAUGCAAGUUUCAGAAAGAGCAUGUCUGACUUCCUGCAUUCACUGGAGAGGGGCCAGGUGUUGCCUGCUGCUAGUUUGGUCAACACAUUCAAUGUUGAUCUGAUUUAUGAUGGAGUCAAAUACUGCCUGAAGGUGGCACGCCAGUCACCCACCACAUAUGUUGUCAUAAUGAAUGACUCGGAUAUUGAAGUUGAUGUCCAUAGACUCAGUGAUGGUGGUCUACUACUUUCUUAUGGUGGCAGCAGCUACACAACCUACAUGAAGGAGGAGAUUGACAGCUAUCGCAUCACAGUGGGUAACAAAACGUGUGUGUUUGAGAAGGAGCGAGACCCUACGGUACUCAGGUCGCCCUCUGCUGGAAAGCUGUUGCAGUAUGUGGUCGAUGAUGGGUCUCAUGUUUUGGCCUCCCAGCCUUACGCUGAAAUUGAGGUUAUGAAGAUGGUGAUGACCCUGCAUGUCCAGCAUUCCGGUUCCAUUAACUUUUCAAAAAGACCAGGAACUGUAUUAGAGCCCGGCUGUGUAGUGGCACGAAUGGACCUGGAUGACCCCAGCUGUAUUCAUCCGGUAAAGCCGAACACAGAGGCAUUACCAUCCCAAGAACCUUUAUCAAUUGUAGGUGAGGGGCUUCAUCAGGUCUUCCACAAUGUUCUGGAGAACCUGGUGAAGAUUAUGGAUGGAUACUGUCUGCCGGAGCCAUACUUCAGUCAUAAACUGAAGAAGUGGGUCAACACGCUGAUGAAGACACUUCGGGAUCCGUCUCUGCCUCUUCUUGAACUGCAGGAGAUCAUGACCAGCGUGGCAGGGCGUAUACCAGUUACUGUAGAAAAAGCAAUUCGAAAGGUCAUGGCACAGUAUGCCAGUAACAUUACCUCUGUGCUCUGUCAGUUCCCCAGCCAAAGGAUAGCAAAUAUACUUGACAGUCAUGCUGCUACGCUUCAGAGGAAAGCAGACAGAGAGGUUUUCUUCAUGAACACUCAAAGCAUUGUGCAACUAGUGCAAAGAUACCGUAGUGGAGUUAGAGGCUAUAUGAAAUCGGUUGUGCUGGAUCUGUUGAAACGGUACCUUCAGGUGGAGAUGCAAUUUCAGCAAGCGCACUAUGAUAAAUGUGUCAUCAAUCUCAGAGAGCAGUAUAAGCCUGAUAUGACUCCAGUAUUGGGGUGCAUCUUUUCCCAUGCUCAGGUCCCCAAGAAGAACAUCCUCGUCACCAUGCUCAUAGACCAGCUGUGUGGCCGGGACCCAAUGCUUGCUGAUGAGCUUAUGGUCAUUCUUGAUGAGCUUACACAACUCAGUAAAAUGGAAAACUCCAAAGUGGCACUUCGGGCCAGACAGGUGUUGAUCGCGUCUCAUUUGCCCUCAUAUGAACUCAGACAUAACCAGGUGGAAUCCAUCUUUUUAUCAGCUAUUGAUAUGUAUGGGCAUCAGUUCUGUCCCGAGAACCUCAAGAAACUCAUCCUAUCUGAGACCUCCAUCUUCGACGUCUUGCCCAGUUUCUUCUACCACAUCAACCGUGUGGUUUGCAUGGCUGCCUUAGAGGUAUACGUACGGAGGGGAUAUAUUGCUUAUGAGCUAAACAGCCUUCAGCAUCAUCAGCUGCUGGAUGGGACAUGUGCAGUAGACUUCCAGUUCAUGUUACCAUCAUCCCACCCAAAUAGAGAACCUUUCUCCCCAGUGAGCCCGUCCAUGCCCAAACCCACAGGGAGCAGUCCUACUUUGAACAGAAUGUCUGUUCCUGUGAAUGACUCGGGAGAGUUUCAAGCAAUGCGUCGUCAAGGUAGUGAGCUCUUCAUGGAUGGGGCGCUGUCGCCUCCAUGUCAGAGGAUGGGAGCCAUGGUCGCCUUCCAUAGUUUUGACCACUUCAAAAGGUGUUUUGAUGAAGUGAUCUUUCGCUUUGCGGACCCGCUGUGUGAGAGUUCUCUGUUCUCUGACGGCUGUUCCAACUUCUGUGAUGGGGAGAGCUGCAAGAACAUGAAGGAAAACCCCAUACACAUCAUAAAUGUGUCUAUCAAACAAGCAGACACUGAAGACGAUGAUACUUUAGUCACAGCUUUCACUGGCUUUGCUCACUCUAAAAAAGCUCUGCUCUAUCAAUAUGGAAUCAGAAGAGUGACAUUUUUAGUUGCACAAAAGGUGAAUGCUCAUAUACAAUUGCAAUUGCCUAAAAAAUAUUGUCAAUCAAAAGAGACUGAAAUAGUGUGCCUUUUCCCCCCUCAGCGGGAGUUCCCAAAGUACUUCACGUUCAGGGCCAGAGAUGAAUUCCAUGAAGACAGAAUCUACCGUAACCUGGAGCCGGCUCUGGCCUUCCAGCUUGAGCUGAAUCGUAUGCGUAACUUUGAUCUGACGGCCGUUCCCUGUGCCCAUCACAGAAUGCAACUGUACUUAGGUGCCGCUCGCGUGGAAGAGGGGGCAGAAGUCACAGAUUAUCGCUUCUUUAUCAGAGCCAUCAUUCGCCAUUCUGACCUCAUUACAAAGGAGGCCUCAUUCGAGUACCUGCAGAAUGAGGGAGAGCGGCUGUUGCUGGAGGCGAUGGAUGAGCUGGAGGUGGCCUUCAGUAACACACCCGCUCGUACAGACUGUAAUCACAUCUUCCUCAAUUUUGUACCCACUGUUAAUAUGGACCCUUCAAAGAUAGAGGAGUCUGUCCGUUCCAUGGUGAUGCGGUACGGUAGUCGUCUGUGGAAGUUGCGUGUUCUCCAGGCUGAGCUGAAGAUCAACAUCCGCCUCACCACCACCGGAGAUGUCAUUCCCGUCCGCCUCUUCCUCACCAAUGAGUCCGGCUACUAUCUGGACAUCAGCCUAUACAAGGAAGUCACUGACCUUUCCACUGGACAGAUAAUGUUCCAGUCGUACGGAGACAAACAAGGUCCAGUGCACGGCAUGCUAAUCAACACCCCAUAUGUCACAAAAGAUUUGCUGCAGGCUAAACGCUUCCAGGCUCAGACCCUUGGCACCACGUAUGUCUAUGACUUCCCUGAGAUGUUCAGACAGGCUUUGUUUAAACUUUGGGGACCAGGAGACAGCUACCCUAAAGAUGUGUUGAUGUGUAAUGAACUGGUCCUGGAUUCUCAGGGGAGACUUGUGCAGAUGAACAGACUACCAGGAGAUAAUGAGGUUGGCAUGGUGGCUUUCCGGAUGAAGAUGAAGACUCCAGAGUAUCCAGAGGGCCGAGAUAUUAUUGUGAUCUGUAAUGAUAUUACCUAUAUGAUUGGCUCUUUUGGGCCCCAAGAGGAUCAGCUCUUUUUACUGGCAUCUGAGCUAGCCAGAGCGGAGGGGAUUCCACGCAUCUACAUCUCAGCCAACAGCGGAGCUCGUAUCGGCCUGGCAGAGGAGAUCCGACACAUGUUUCAGGUUGCUUGGAUCGACCCUGAUGACCCUUAUAAGGGUUUUAAGUACCUGUACCUGACUCCUCAGGACUACACCCGCAUCAGUUCCUCUAAUUCUGUCCACUGUCACCAUGUAGAAGAGGGAGGCGAGUCCAGGUACAUCAUCACAGACAUCAUAGGGAAGGAAGAGGGUCUUGGCGUGGAGAAUCUGAGGGGUUCAGGCACCAUAGCUGGAGAAACGUCCCAGGCUUAUAAGGAAAUCGUCACCAUCAGCAUGGUCACAUGCCGUGCCAUAGGAAUUGGUGCGUAUCUGGUACGUCUAGGACAAAGAGUAAUUCAAGUGGAAAACUCCCAUAUCAUCCUGACUGGGGCUGGAGCACUAAACAAGGUCUUGGGUCGUGAGGUCUACACCUCCAAUAACCAGCUGGGAGGAGUUCAGAUCAUGCACAACAAUGGGGUGACGCACACCACCGUGCCUGAUGACUUUGAAGGGGUGCUUACUAUACUACAGUGGCUAUCUUACAUGCCAAAGAACAAUCAGAGUCCGGUCCCUAUAAUGCAUCCCACUGAUCCAGUGGAAAGAGAGAUCGAUUUUGUUCCCACAAAAGCUCCCUAUGAUCCUCGUUGGUUGCUUUGUGGACGACCCCAUCCCGCUGAGAAGGGAGCAUGGCAGAGUGGAUUCUUUGACCAUGGUACGUUUAUGGAGGUGAUGGCUACCUGGGCACAGACGGUGGUGGUUGGCCGAGCCAGGCUUGGUGGGAUUCCUCUUGGGGUCAUUGCUGUGGAGACCCGCACAGUUGAGGUUGCCAUUCCAGCAGAUCCAGCCAACUUAGACUCAGAGGCCAAGAUCAUUCAGCAGGCCGGUCAAGUGUGGUUCCCAGAUUCUGCGUAUAAAACUGCACAGGCUAUUGAGGAUUUCAACAGGGAGAAACUUCCACUUAUGGUGUUUGCCAACUGGAGAGGCUUCUCUGGAGGCAUGAAAGAUAUGUAUGACCAGGUGCUUAAGUUUGGUUCUUACAUCGUGGAUGCCCUGCGAGAGUUUAGCCAGCCUGUACUGGUCUACAUCCCUCCUCAUGCUGAGCUGAGAGGAGGAUCAUGGGUCGUUAUCGACCCCACUAUAAACCUUCAACACAUGGAGCUCUAUGCAGAUCGAGAGAGCAGAGGGGGUGUUCUGGAGGCCGAGGGCACUGUGGAGAUAAAGUUCAGAAAGAAAGAGCUGCUAAAAACCAUGCAAAGGACUGAUGCUGUGUAUUCUCUCCUGACUGAGCAGCUAGGCAAGCCGGAGUUAUCAAGCCAGGAGCGUAAAGACUUGGAGGCCAAACUGAAGUCUAGAGAGGAGUUCCUUCUUCCCAUCUACCACCAGGUGGCAGUCCAGUUUGUGGACCUUCAUGACACUCCUGGAAGGAUGCAGGAAAAGGGUGUCAUCACGGACAUCCUGGACUGGAAAAGCGCUAGGUCUUUCUUUUACUGGCGUCUGCGGCGACUGCUGUUGGAAGAGGUGGUGAAGGGGGAGAUCAUGCAGGCCAACCAGGACCUGAGCAAUGGACACAUACAGUCCAUGUUGCGCCGCUGGUUUGUCGAGACAGAGGGGGCUGUAAAAGCAUAUCUAUGGGACAAUAACAAAGUGGUGGUGGAGUGGCUGGAAAACCACCUUUCUCAGCAGGAUGGUACACGUUCUACCAUCAGAGAGAACAUCAAAUACUUAAAGAGGGACUACGCUCUCAAACACAUCCGCAGCUUAGUUCAAGCCAACCCAGAGGUGACUAUGGACUGCAUCAUCCACAUGGCGCAGAACAUCACUCCCUCACAGCGAGCCAAAGUCUGCCACCUGCUGGCCACUAUGGACAAUUCCACCACCAGCUGAUCACAUACACACCAUUUCAGUUCAUCUACACAUAGAGGACAUGUCUUUUGAGAGUCUGUAGUAUAAUUAAAUUAUGAUGCUUAAGAACUUUUUUGGAUCAACACAUUGGUCAGUAGCCUUAAACGCACAAUUUCAAAUGUCCAGCAAUCGCACAGUCCACUUACUCAGUUUCUGUUUGUGUGUGACUCACUUUAUUAGAAACAUUUCUCACAUGGACAGCAGAGAAUUACCUUAAACUCACUCUCAGUAUAUAGUAUUACAUAUUCACGUUUGUGCCUUUGUGUCAAUUUUCUUUGGAUAUAAUCGUCGACAUAUGAAUGUGCAAUAAGCAGAAAAGACUGAAUAUUAGAUUAUUUUAGGGAAUCGACAAUGCUUUGAGCGCACAAUUACUCUGUAUGGCACUUCCUCAGGAAUAUAUUCAACAAUUAUUAAGCAGAACAAACUUAUUAAAUCUCUAUUUUUAGAGUAAAGUAGCAGUAUUAUAUGUAAAUGCAAUCACUAUGUAAAUAUCUGGGUUGUUCUUCAUAAAAACUUUUAUUUCUGAUAAGAUACAGUUGUUAUGAACAAACAUGACAAUACAAUACUGUAAUGCUUAGCGAAUAGUUAAUGUACAUUCAAAUUGAUAGAAAUGUCAUUAAACUUAGAUUCAUAUUGAAUGUACAUUAAUUGUUAACAAUUGUUAAACAUUAAUACAUCCUAAGUGUAUGUGAUUACAUUAAUGAAAGUUAUCAUAAAGCAUUAUGAAUAUUAGUGCCAUUUAUGUUUCAAUGGCUUGAAUUUUGGUUGUUUGUAUGGUUUAGUUUAUUUCACUUGACUGCAGGUAAUUCUUCUUUUCAUAUUUAUGAAGUCAUAUGUGCUGGUUAUAUAAAUGGAUAAAUAUGUGUUACUACUUGUGCUUGUGCUCAACUGAUAAUUCUGAUUAAAGAAGUCGUCUUGAUCAGAUUUGUUGCCUUUAAUCGAUUUUAUGUACAAGUCAGAUCAAGACUAGAGCCUAAACUCUAAUCUAAGUGCCUGACUGUCUCUGUUGACUGAAUAUCAGGAUGUUUUUAAAUGAAAUGAAUUAUUAUGCAUUAAAUAAUAUGUUUUCAUUUUGGUGCUGUGGUAAUUUUUUCAAGAAAUAUUUAUUUUAAUCUUAUAAAUAUACAUGGGUUGA